This is a messenger RNA of Octodon degus (degu), 2105 nucleotides long. RefSeq names its product acrosin binding protein (gene Acrbp). NCBI's taxonomy places the organism in Eukaryota, Metazoa, Chordata, Mammalia, Rodentia, Octodontidae. The transcript has 10 exons. The record is from RefSeq and is a predicted model, not a curated record. Gene Ontology annotation, cellular component: acrosomal vesicle; nucleus. The coding region runs from base 314 to 1921 and encodes 535 amino acids. Gene Ontology annotation, molecular function: protein binding.
UCAAACUGGGAGAACCUCCUACCUCAGCCUCAGUGCUGGGAUUUAUGAGUUUGUGCCUGGCUUCUGCCUGUUUUGUGCCUUGCACCGCCAGCUGCCCCAGAACCGUGCCUGUGCUCCAUCCGGGUCUCCAUCCCUUGGGUCCAUUAAUGGUGAAACAGGUCCACCUGCAGAGAUCCCCUGCCCCAGGCCUCGUUGCCCAGGGCGUAGCCCCCGCCCGGCCUGCACCCCUCUGUGACGUGGGCGGCGCCUCGUGGCAGUGCGGCCCACGGACCACGCUCGUUUGGCCGGUUAGAGGUUCUGAUUUCCCCGGGACAUGGGGCAGCCGGCUGCUGGCUCCAUUCUGACACUGCUGAGGGUGCUGCUGCUGCCUCUGGGACCUGCUCUCCCGCAGGAGUCGCCCUCGGUCCCAACUCCAGGCAGUCCCCUCUCCUCCACCGAGUAUGAGCACUUCUUCGCCCUGCUCACCCCCACUUGGAAGGCGGAGACCACUUGCCGCCUCCGCGCCACCCACGGCUGUAGGAACCCCACCAUUGUCCAGCUGGACCAGUAUGAGAAUCACGGCUUGGUGCCCGAUGGCGCAGUCUGCUCCGACCUCCCCUAUGCCUCCUGGUUCGAGUCCUUCUGUCAGUUUGCUCAGUACCGCUGCUCCAAUCAUGUCUACUAUGCCAAGAGAGUCAGAUGCUCCCAGCCAGUCUCCAUCCUGUCAGUCAACAAUUUCAAGGAGCUGGAGUCUGCAGCGGAGGCACCCCACACCACGAUGACUUCACCCAUCACAACCCAUGUCAAAGUCACAGAGCAGCAGGUAUUCCAGGCCUGGCCUGAGCGGCUCAACAGCAAUGUGGAGGAGCUGCUGCAAAGCUCCUUGUCCCUGGGAGGCCAAGAGCAAGCAACCAGUCACAAACAGGAACCAGGACAGGAGCAUCAUAAGCAGAACCCAACACAGGAGCACAAGCCCGAGGAAGGGCAGGAGCAAGAGGAGGAGGAAGAGGAGCAGGAGGAGGGCCAGGGCGCAGAGGAGGGCCUGGGCACCAUGUCCAGCCUGCAGCUGGGCUCCGAGCCCAAGCUGCAGGCCACGUCUCUGUCUUCUGACCCACACUCUUUCACCGCCCGAGUCCGAGAGGUAGAUUCACCUCCUAUGAUGAUGGAAAACAUCCAGGAGCUCAUUCAGUCAGCCCAGGAAAUGGAGGAAAUGUACGACGAGGACACCUACUGGAGGAACCAGAACCAUGGCAGCCUUCUGCAGCUGCCUCACAAGGAAGCCUUGCUGGUGCUGUGCUAUUCCAUCGUGAUGAACAGCUGUGUCCUGACCCCCGCAGCCAGGGCCUGGAAGCACGUGGAGGAGGAGACCUUCGGGUUUGGGAAGUCGGUCUGUGACAACCUCGGACGGCGACACAUGGCCCUCUGUCCCCUGUGCGCCUUCUGCUCUCUGAAGCUGGAGCAGUGCCACUCGGAGGCCAACCUGCAGCGGCAGCAGUGUGACGCAUCCCACAAGACACCUUUCAUCAGCUCCUUGCUCACGGCCCAGACCAUGUCCAUGGGCACCCAGGCAACGUCCUUGGAAUCUGGCCGCUUUUAUGGGCUGGAUCUGUACGGUGGACUCCGCAUGGAUUUCUGGUGUGCCCGGCUGGCCACAAAGGGCUGUGAGGACACCCGGGUCUCCAGCUGGCUCCAGACGGAGUUCCUCAGCUUCCACGAUGGGGAUUUCCCCACCAAGGUUUGUGACACGGACUACAUCCAGUACCCAAACUACUGUUCCUUCAAAAGCCAACAGUGCUUGAUGAAAAACCGGAACCGGAAGGUGUCCCGCAUGAGAUGCAUGCAGAAUGAAACCUACAACGUGCUAACCCCAAGCAAAGGUGAGGACCUUGUGCUUCGAUGGAGCCAGGAGUUCAGCACACUGGCUCUAAGCCGCUUCGGAUGAGCUGGGUCCACCCUGGUCUCCCCACCCUCCCAGCCAGACCUUUCCACAUUCUUCAUCCAUUGCUUCAAAACCUCAUCUGUCACUUGUUUCCAGGCUGCCCCUCUUGGCCUCUUCUAUAGCUCGAAUGUACAUUUUCCCUGGGCUGGGGCUGAUGGGAGCUCCUCUGCUUUCAUGAAUGUCUUUA